UUCUGCAGAUGGCAUCAGGUAUCUAUGCAGACUACUGGGUCCCAGGAUUAAGCACCGCACUGCACGGAGCCAUGCACUGAGUGUGGAGCAAAUGGUUUGUGUGGCCUUGCGCUUUUUUGCUAGUGGAGCCUUCCUGUACUCAGUGGGGGAUGCAGAACAGCUGAACAAGGCCACAAUUUGCCGCACAAUAAGGAGUGUGUGUCUGGCUAUCAAAGCAUUAGCAGAUGUCUUCAUCUCCUUCCCUGGCCACAGAAGACUCUGUGACAUCAAAGAGGAGUUCUAUAGGAUUGCAGGUUUCCCCAAUGUCAUUGGUGCAGUGGACCGCACACACAUAAGGAUAAAAGCCCCCUCAGGUGCCCAUGAGGCCGAUUUUGUGAAUCGGAAAUCCUUUCACAGCAUUAAUGUUCAGAUGGUCUGCAAUGCUGACUGUGUGAUCAGCAAUGUUGUGGCAAAAUGGCUCAGUCCAUGA
This is a messenger RNA of Carassius carassius (crucian carp), 469 nucleotides long. Its product is annotated as putative nuclease HARBI1. The transcript is spliced from 3 exons. Bases 92 to 469 code for a protein of 125 amino acids. Lineage: Eukaryota; Metazoa; Chordata; Actinopteri; Cypriniformes; Cyprinidae. The record is from RefSeq and is a predicted model, not a curated record.